Messenger RNA from Rhizophagus irregularis DAOM 181602=DAOM 197198, 522 nucleotides. RefSeq lists its product as uncharacterized. Lineage: Eukaryota; Fungi; Glomeromycota; Glomeromycetes; Glomerales; Glomeraceae. The record is from RefSeq and is a predicted model, not a curated record.
AUGAAGCUUAUUAUUAUUGUAUUAUUUCUUAUAUUCUUCAAAACUUUUGCUCUUAAAUUCUCUUUAAAUUGUGAUGAUAUUGAUUAUAUAGACAUCAAAUUUUUAGCAAAUCAUCAGGUCGCAUUAAUAAUAGAUGGACCAGAUAAAUUAGAAAAUACUGAUAAUUUCGCAUGUUGCUUGCAACAGGGACCAAUGAUGAUUAGUAAUUAUUCGUUUAACUAUAAUCAAUCCCUGAUUUAUACUGUUGUAUCAGAUACUACAUGGGAAAAUGGAUACACUAUGGAUAAUAUCUUAAAUGCGAAUAAUUGUUUGAGUAAUAAAUAUUUUGAUUGUAGUACAAUUUAUCAAGGAGAUCAUUAUUACACGCGAGCUGACAAUUAUGAUCCCACAAAAUUUCCCUCUCCGGGAGAUAUUAUUGGGUUUAUAGUUAAUGUAUAUGCUCAUUGUUUUAAUUACUGCGAAACGACUUGCUUAAAAUCUUGUUUGUUUACUGGUGGCAUUUCUUAUGAUCCACCAGAAUAA